Ctenopharyngodon idella (grass carp) is the source of this 4624-nucleotide messenger RNA. RefSeq names its product transmembrane channel-like protein 3. Gene Ontology annotation, cellular component: plasma membrane. NCBI's taxonomy places the organism in Eukaryota, Metazoa, Chordata, Actinopteri, Cypriniformes, Xenocyprididae. Bases 257 to 3730 code for a protein of 1157 amino acids. Gene Ontology annotation, molecular function: mechanosensitive monoatomic ion channel activity. The record is from RefSeq and is a predicted model, not a curated record. The transcript is spliced from 23 exons.
AGAUGCAUUCAUCGCCAGGUUUCAGCUCUCACGCUGUCCCUUUAAGAAGCCAGUACAGCUGUCACUGGAGUGAUUGUCUGAGCUUAAACUCCUCUGGUGGAGGGGCUUAUGCAGCGCUUCAGCAGGAUCCAAUCGGGCAGGUAGCACUCCUCGUUCCUGCUCCCCCCAGAGUCCCGUCAGCAACACCCUCACAGGAGAACUCCUACAGAUGGGACACAUGCUCACUAAAGACUGCAGAAAGUUUUAAUGCUGGGAAAUGAGUGAAAUGGCUGAACCAGCAACAAUAACCAGACCCCUGAUAUCCUCCAAGCGGCACAAGAGCAUAAGAAAGAAUUCCAAAAGGAUUUAUUCCCCAUAUCAAGACGAUAAUGGAGCAUCUGAUGAUGAGGAUAAGGAUGGAGAGAGAGUGGACAGUAAUGAUCCAGAGGAGAUGUUCCAGAACAUUCAGCUUCAGAAGGAAAUCAUCGCCAACAUCCGAACCAAACCCUGGCCAAUCAGGCGCAAGCUAAAAGUGCUCAAGCAAGCCAGAGAGAUUGUUCUGAAGUAUGAGGGCAGACUGACCAGAACACGAGGUUACCAGGCAGCCGGGGCAGAUUUGCUGAAGAAGAUUUCAAGAGUCCUCUACAACAUUGUUGUUCUGUUCAUUCCCUGGGAGAUGAGGAUUAAAAAGAUUGAAAGUCAUUUUGGAUCAGGAGUGGCAUCUUACUUCAUAUUCCUACGAUGGCUGUUUGGGAUCAAUAUAGUUCUCACUAUAAUGACUGGAGCCUUUAUUGUGCUGCCUGAGCUCCUGGCCGGUGCUCCAUUUGGUACCACCCGCAGCAAGACCAUUCCCAAGGAGCACCUUUCUUCCGCACAAGAUCUGGACACCAUCUGGUCGCUGGGGGGAUAUCUACAAUACUCUGUUCUUUUCUACGGCUACUAUGGCAAUGUGCGAAAAAUCGGCAGCGCUGGCUACAGACUACCCUUGGCCUAUUUUCUGGUUGGGAUGGCAGUUUUUGCCUACAGCUUCAUCACUUUGUUAAGAAAAAUGGCUAAAAACUCCCGCACGAGUUUAGCCGGUGCCUCCGAGGAGAAUUACACUUUCUGCUGGCGUGUCUUCUGUGCAUGGGACUACCUGAUCGGGAACCCAGAGGCGGCCGAGAGUAAAGGGGCAGCCAUCGUCAAUAGCAUCAGGGAGGCCAUUGUCGAAGAGCAAGAGAAGAAGAAAGACACAAGCUUAGCCGUACUGAUCAGUUUGCGGAUUCUGGCGAACAUUCUCGUCCUGCUGUCAUUGGCCGGCAGCAUCUACAUCAUCUACUUUGUGGUGGAUCGUUCACAGAAACUAGAGCAAGAGAAACCUGAGCUGACACUCUGGGAGAAGAACGAGGUGAGUGUGGUGGUGUCCCUCAUCACAAUGAUCGCUCCUUCAGCCUUUGAGCUCGUGGCCCAGUUGGAGAUGUACCACCCCAGAACAAGUCUCCGCUUCCAGCUUGCCAGAGUUCUGGUGUUGUACCUUGGAAACCUCUACAGUCUGAUUAUUGCCCUGCUGGAUAAGGUCAACAGUAUGAGCUCUGCAAUUCCUGUGGGUACAGGAAACCUGUCUGACUCAACAUCAUACCUAGCGACCAUUUCCCAGCCUACUGAGGACAACCUGUCCACCAUUGUCCCGGAUAUGACAGAGCGGAGGAACAGCACACUGACCAUGACUCUUCUGGACCUUAACAACAGCGUGACCACUAUCAAGAGCACCACAUCCUCCAGACAGCCAAUGAGAGUGCAGUCUCUGCUAAACCAGACCGUCCUCUAUGAGUACAACACCAGAUCACAGCAAGACCCCUGCUGGGAAACAUAUGUUGGUCAGGAGAUGUUGAAGCUCUCCAUCAUUGAUAUGAUCUUCACGGUGGCGAGUAUCCUGCUCAUUGAUUUUAUUCGGGGACUGGUGGUUCGAUACUUGAGUGACUGCUGCUGUUGGGACUUGGAGAGCAAGUUUCCAGAAUAUGGUGAAUUCAAAAUAGCUGAAAAUGUUCUUCAUCUGAUAUACAACCAGGGAAUGAUAUGGAUGGGAGCAUUCUUUUCACCCUGUCUGCCCGCCUUUAACGUCCUGAAGCUCAUUGGGCUGAUGUACCUGCGGAGCUGGGCUGUGCUGACCUGUAACGUCCCCCAUCAGCAGGUCUUUAAGGCCUCCAGAUCAAAUAACUUCUAUCUGGCGAUGCUUCUCUUCAUGCUUUUCCUGUGUAUGUUACCGACCAUUUUUGCCAUCGUGAGGUACCGGCCGUCUCAGUACUGUGGACCAUUCAGUGGCCAGGAGAAGAUUUACGACAUCAUCUCUGAAACCAUUGCCAACGACUUCCCGAUGUGGUUCAAUAAAGUGAUGAGUUACGUCACCAGUCCUGUGGUGGUGCUGCCCGCUUUGCUCCUACUCUUUAUGCUGAUCUACUACCUACAGUCCAUCGCUAGAUCACUCAAAGUCACCAACAGCCAGCUGAGACUGCAACUGCAGACCGAGCGCACAGAUGACAAGAAGAAAGUAUUUCAGUUAGCUGCAGCACGUCUGCAAGCACCUGAGGGUGGCGAUAAAAAGCCGGAACAAGAGAGCGACAUCACUAGUGUGGAGUCGUCCGCCCGCUCCACCUCUCCUCCGCGGCGCAACGGUAGCGUCACCAACUUCGAAUCUCCCGUCCGGCAUGGCAACAGCAUCCGGACCAUAACCCAGUCGGCUUCACGGGCUGACGUCCCUGGAAUGGCCGGAGCGACGCGGAGUCCCUCUGUCCCAGUGCGGCAGAAACACAAAGCGGAGCAUGUAGCCAGUAGUGCUUUCAGAAUGUACAGCAGCCCCUCAGUUCCUCAAAGACAAGUACGACGAGUGGAGUACAUACCCAUCAGGCAUUCUGGAUACUUGGGCAGCACCAGCGGUUCCUGCCGCUCCAAGUCCUACCACAACAUGGCCUACAACCCAUGCACACGGUAUGGCGAGAACAUCCAUUCCGACCCAGUGUUUCGGAAAACCCUCCGGCCCAUGCACAAUGAGCCCGGCGUAAUCACGGCUCAGAGCUACGUGGGCCGCCGAGCACACACGACACGCUACGUCAUCGUCAACGAACAUGAAGCUCGCAAGAAGCUUGUGCGCUCCACUACACGCGUACCGAGACAUUACCGCCUAGUAGAUGAACCGACUGAGAUUGUAGAGUUGUAUCCACGUAAUGUGAAGUGUUACAUUCCUCGUACCCCUCACCGCAGCCACCAGCCACACCUCAGCGAGGAAGAGGAGGAGGUAGAGGAAGAUCCGAAGAGCAGCACAAGGAGGGGAUCGAACCGUCCACGAUCACUGUCGGACCUCCAUAAGACCGCACGGUUCUACAUUGGCGAUGCCAUAAACAGUCAGUUAUCUAUGGAGCAGGGUUUAUAUGGCGAUGAAGAAGAGGACGAUCAGGAAGACGACUGGGUGGACGAUGGCUCGCACCCUUGCUCUCAAACAAACAUCCGAGGCCCAGAGUUGGCUCACAGGUAUGGCGAACAAUAUGUCAAGCCCAAGACCAAGCAUAAAGUGGAGCCUUCGCUGACCGAGUCAGAUUCGGCAUCGCUGGCGUCUAGUAGCGACCAACAAAACAGCAGCACGGACCAGUACAUCCAGGUCAUUCACAACAAGGACAAGUACCUGAAGCCCAGUGCUAAGCUGACCAAAAAGAAAUCCAAGAACAGCAUUAAACUCAAUGCGUCUGGCACCAAUGAUCUUGUCUGCUCCAAUGUUUAACCUGUGUAGAUCUAAAACAGAGAUUAUGGCUCUGUUCAAAAACCCUAGUGAACUGUCUACAUAGGAAGCAUUAAGGCCUCGUAGGCGCACACAAAUACGAAGACUAUUUCAAAAGGUAGGUUGCAUUAUUAUCCUGCCUUCUAAGAUACCAUCAAUGCAGCAUCAUAUGCAUCCUUUCCCAGAAUGCACUGUUCCAAACAACUAGGAAUUCCCAACUUGGAAUAGAGUGCUGGAGUGAUGAUGUGUUUUUGUAUUCCAGCCUAGAAGUUGGCAUCGUCCUGGUUCCCUCUACAAAUUCCCUUUAGGAUUUUUCCGUUGUUUUUUGGAUUAUUAUGGAAGCUUGAUUUCGCCACUAAAUAAAAAAUAAAAAAAAGGUAAUUGUGCCUUUUUUCUCUCUCUCUCUUAUGAGAUAUAAACUCACAAUAAAGGCUUUUCUCAGAAUUGUGCAAUUGUGAGUUAUAAAGUCCAAAUUACUUUUUUCUCAGAAUUGCGAGUUUAUAUCUCACAAUUCUGACUUUAUAACUCGCAAUUGUGUAUUAUAAAGUCAGAAUUGCAAAAUAUAAACAAUUCUGAGAAAAAAAAGAAUUGCGAGGAUAUAUCUCACAAUUUUAUAAUUCGCAAUUCUGACUUUAUAACUCUCAAUUCUGAUUAUAACGCAAUUGCGACUUUAUAUUGCGCAGUUCUGAGAAAAAAAGUUUAUAUCACAAUUCUGACUUUUUAACACAUAAUUGUGAGUUUAUAUCACGCAAUUCUGAGGAAAAAAGUCAGAAUUGUGAGAUAAAAAGUCGCAAUUACCUUUCUAUUUUUUAUUCAGUGGUGGAAACAAGCUUCCAUAGGAUUAUUGUAGAAAUUAAGUUUAUGAUUCUUACACUUUUUUUUUUUUUUUUUUUUUUU